AUGGACGAAAUCAUGCUGCCUCCUAGAAUGUUCGCUGCGGGAGAUGAACCGUUAGGUGAGCGAGUCAACUCUUAUCACAAAGUUAAGACAACCAGAGCGAUUCUCGCCGCACUCGAACCUGAGGAGUUGGAGUUUCUUCUAAACUCGACAUAUGGGAGGAUUCUUGCGAUUGAUGACAACCCGCCUUUUUCGGGAGCGUUUGCCCAAUAUAUCGUCGUACGGCUCCUCAAAGUCAACAAGAAGUACGAGUUUUGGGUUUUGUUUGCCGGAAAUCCUAUUAGAAUAUCCCUCAGAGAGUUUGCCAUAGUGACCGGCUUGAACUGUGCGAAGAUCCCGUUAAAGAAGACGAAGAAGAAAAAUUCGCUGAAAGAGAAGCUCUACUGGAACGAACUUUUUGGCUCGUUGAAAUACUGCACCGUCGAGACAGCUAUCGACAUGUUGAGGAACAAAGUCGUUAAAACACGAGAGGCUAGGAUAAAAAUCGCGUUUCUUUGUGUAACAUCGUCGAUCCUCUUUGCCUCCUCCCACACACCUCGCAUCAUCUCGGAGCACGUUGAGUUGAUACGAGAUCUGAAUGAGUUCCUCUCAUUCCCCUGGGGCAGAGCAUCGUACAAAACCCUCGCUUCAUCACUUCAUGGCAAAGAUGAAAUAGCUUUAUCUCAGACGUCUGUUGCGAUUCGUGGUUAUGUAGAGUCGAUUCAGCUUAUUAUGCUUGCUGCGAUCCCACACCUUAAGGAAAAGAUUACUCAUUCCGAACGUGUUGUUAUAGUUGAAUCUGACAGCGAUGGCGAGUCACAGCCUGGCGGAGAUACGGUUGCUGAGGAUGACAUUGCGGCGGACCAGGGGAAUACACCAUCGGCUACCAAGUAUUGCCUCAUUCCCGGUCAUGCUAAGAACAUAGAUUCCGAGUGUCAGGUGCCAGUCAGGUCUAUUCUCGAUGACCCGUACGAAGAAUGGUCCGCUGGCUUUGAUUUCUCAUGGGAUGAUGAGUCUGAGGAUCUUGCUGUUGACAACAUGGUCCGAUUGAUCCUUGAAGGCUUUGUUUUCAGGAAAGAUAUGUUUAAGGGUGGUCUUAACACCAUUGAUCUUCCACGAGUAAGGGGAGAAAAGAAAGUGAAGGAGAGAGAACCAAAAGGCGAGGGAUCCUCUGAUCUACAGGAUAUGAUUAGCUCAACAGAGAAGCGUAUUUAUCAAGCUUUGGAUGCCAAAUUUGAGAAACUUGCUUCUCCUUCUCAGCAAGUUCCUCUCUUCGAGGACUUGGAUAAGAAGAUCGCUGAUUCUAUCGCUCGGCAACUGAAGGAUUUGCAAGAUGCAAUAAUUAAGGGUGUAAUUGAUGCAACAGGCGCUCCCCUCUCCUCUCGCGAAGUCCUUCCUAAUACCAGCAAGGCCAUUCCCGUCAAAGGCAAAGAACCAUCCGGGUUACCUUUUACCACUCCAGCUGAAGCUGCUGAUUCUUCUAUUAACGACGUGCUGCGCGAUCUUAACGGUGGGUUGGAGGGUCAUCUUCAUGCAAACACAGAAGCAGGAACGGACUCACUUGAUGAACAAGCACCAGUACUUGAUGAUUCACAGCCCGAGCACCCCGGUGAGGCAGUUGUAGGUGGCUCUACUGUAGAAGAGGAUGAUGUGACAGAACAAGUCGAUAUGGAUGCAGAUGACUCCGCACCUAUGGAUCAGAUAGUGGAAGUUAACACCAACACAGAACAGCCCGAGAAGCGCGUAGAGCCCGGAGAGUCUGUUACAGGAGGACCGCUUGCACAUAUGGAUCAGCUAGUCAACGCUGACACCACACCAGAACAGCCCGAUCACCAUGGAGAGGCAGUUCAGGGUGAUUCUAAUUUAUUAGAGGCUGAUGUGCCAGAACAAGUGGAUAUGAACGUACAUGACUCUGCACCUAUGGAUCAGCAAGUCGACGUCAACACCAGCACGGAACAUCACAUCGGAGAGUCUGUUACAGGAGGACCUAGUGCAGAAGAGGAUUAUGUGGCAGAAGAAGUUUCUCAAGCGUCGGUGGUAAUGAACGAGGAGGAAGCACCGUGGCCAAGGAAACGGCUGUGGAGGAAGAGGAAGAAGAGUCUGUGGAGCAGCGUAGGAGCAAAAGGACUAAGGUCGCUCCGGUGUGUGGUGUUUGGCAAUGGUUAUUCAGUUGCUCCGUCCGAGUUCUGUGACAUUGCUCAUUGCAAGAACAUAUUACCUGCGGGCGUAGUGGAUGCCCUGAUCGGAGUUGUGUCUCGUGGUCCUGCUGCAAGUCCAAAAGUUGCUAUAUAUGACACCACUCUUCCAGCUUCGUUGAUGAGGCACCACUCUCGCUUUAUCAAGACAGCAGUCAAAGACCGUUCGAAGCUUAAAUUCACCAAUGUCCCUUUGGAAAAUCCCAUUCAAAAUGCGCCCGAAAGGAUUUAUUUUCCAUUUAACAUGGACAGGCAACACUGGGUUGGAGUCUGCAUCGAUACAAGAGCGAGCACUUUCCAUGUCUUGGAUUGCAACACAACCCUUAGAACCGACAGUUCGAUGAAGAAGGAGCUCAACCCAAUUGCCAACAUCAUCCCAUAUGUUCUCAAGCACCUCGGAUAUACAGAAGGAACCGUCGGGAUAAAGCCCUUCACAAUCUCUAGAUGCAGGGGAAUACCGUAA
Messenger RNA from Raphanus sativus (radish), 2634 nucleotides. RefSeq lists its product as uncharacterized. Gene Ontology annotation, molecular function: cysteine-type peptidase activity. Gene Ontology annotation, biological process: proteolysis. The transcript is spliced from 9 exons. Lineage: Eukaryota; Viridiplantae; Streptophyta; Magnoliopsida; Brassicales; Brassicaceae. The coding region runs from base 1 to 2634 and encodes 877 amino acids. The record is from RefSeq and is a predicted model, not a curated record.